This is a messenger RNA of Gasterosteus aculeatus aculeatus (three-spined stickleback), 11156 nucleotides long. The record is from RefSeq and is a predicted model, not a curated record. NCBI's taxonomy places the organism in Eukaryota, Metazoa, Chordata, Actinopteri, Perciformes, Gasterosteidae.
GUGUGCGCGGUGAGCCCGCGGAGAGCAGCGCAGGGCGGAUUGUGUGUCUCCUGCGAGAGAAAAAAAAGGGAGCGGUGCCGAGAGACAUAGUGAGCUCGAAACUUUUCCACUAGAAACGAAUUCAACGCCAUAACUGCCCUCGGACUUCCUAGAACAACUGUUAUUCGCCCUGCGCCGUGUCGAAAGCUCGGAAAGUCCCGUGUCCUCUGUCUCAGUUACAUGUUUUAUUCUUCUAAUUUUUUUUUUACCCCCCUCGCGAAUCAACGUGGCUCUUUUAAUGAACGUGUUUUUAAGGGGCUCCCGGGCCUCGUCCGUUGGACUAGCUCGUGGCCACACAUUGUCACUUUCUCCCGCCGGUGUCUCGGUCGCAACGGCUCCGAUAACGACGGGGGUCACCGCCGAGUUGCCCGGCCGGCUUUAGCUCCCUUCCCACCCGGCUGUCAGUCCCGGGCGGGCCGGGGAGGCCGCCUCUGCCCGCCGGUGUUGUGACCGUGGGACGGAUCACAAAGUUAACGCCUUCAUCCGCCCGGGACCCUUCACGCUGCCGCUAUUACACGAGUCUCUGGAAUAAGGUGGGCAAGUGCCAAAGUCGCGCAACAAAGACAAGACAGGAUGAGCGAGAGAGGCCCCUUCAGAGUAGGGAAAUAGAGAUAACAGAAAAGAGGGCCAAAGAACAGCUCUGGGAUAAAUAAAUAAAACGACUUGUUUAGAGAAAAGGCAAGCUAGAUGAAAAGAUGAAGCCGAUAAAAAAGCAGGGCCGGCGCUCGCCUCCCUCCACCCGGGCCAAAGGGGGGAAGCGUCGCGGAGCAGGGGAUGCCCCUGAAGGAGGGGAGAAGAGAGACUCAGAUGAGAACAGAGAUAGAAGCAGAUCCCCACAAAACCGAACACCCCCCUCAUCAUUUCCUUCAAAUUCACAUUCAGAGGCCUCCCAGAUGGACCCAAUCACGGCACGGGACGCAUCAGAGGGUGGGGGUCUUCACAGAGAAGGGCUGUCAGAUGCAUCAGCCGCGAUGGAUUCUGGGAAAUUUUUGACAUCUUCAGACGAUAGGUCGUUGAGGUCAGCUGUGAGCGGCAGCAGCCACAGCGACAGUGGUGGUAGCAGUUGUAGUAAUAGUAGUACACCAAGCGCCAACAACAGCCCGAACCCCGCCUCCAGCCGUAAAACGGCCACCUUCAAGGCCCGCGUUCCCAAGAAGAAGUACACCUCUGAACACUGCUUGUCUGCUACUGGUAACCAUAGCAACACGCCCCCGUCUCUUCCUCACUGUGGUGGGGUUAUUAAUCGCGGGUCAACCGGUUCAGAAAAGGACUUUGUUGUCUCUCACCCCGAUGGCAACAGUCACAGCAGGAGCCUGAUGGACGACUUUCACAGCGGCACCGCUGUCGGGGACGGGUCCCCAGGCCCCCCUACGCUGACGCUGGCAGGGGACAGGGAAAGGCCCGGCGGAGUUGAAGGUGCGAGGGAUGCGGAGCGAACGUCGCCCGUCCUCCUACCCCGCUGCUCCUCAACAGAUACCGCCAGCGAGCACUCGGCCGACCUGGAGGUGGUCGUCGACACACACGCCCUCACACAGAUGUCUGCACACGCAAUACCCGGCCUCCCCGAUGCGUUGUCCGACGCCCUCGCCAAAGGAAUGAAAAAUCAGCGCGUCCUCGCCCGACAGCUCAGCAGAAGAGGUGACGGGGAGGGAGGACGCGAGAGGCGGGACAAAGGUUUUUUUUCAGACUUGGUGUUCCGGGCUGGAGUGGUACGUAAGGUCAGUGGUGAAUUCGGAAGCCUAGAGGUGCAACUGAAUGGGGAGAAGACGCUGUACCGUUAUCCCUAUCAACAUGACAGCCCCCCAGGGGUGGUGGACAUUAUCCUAGAUGCCCCACCGCCCGGUGUCCACCCAAUAGCUAUUGGCACCCGUGUCUGCGUACCAUUUGGAAGUGAUGAGGGCAGCGAGAGCCAGGGCCAGUGGUACCGAGAGGGCGUGGUGACCCAGGUGGACACCCACCCUGCAGUGGCCAACUGCUACCGUGUCCUGCUGUCUGAGGAAAGACAUUCCGUGGACGAGGAAGAGGAUAGCAGAGGGACAGCAGUUGGGACCCAGGCAGUGUGGGUCUCCCGACAAACACUUCGUCUUCUGGUGCCACCUUGGGACCUGGAUCUCCCGUCCGGAGGAGGACGGGAUGGAGAGGAGGGGGACAGACACAAGGAAAUGGAACGAGAGGACCGGGAGGAAAUAGAUGUGGAGCAGGAGGUGUGUCGUUUGAGCCGGGGGAUGACACCCAGCGUGGGGUCAGUGUUGGGCAGGGGAAUAUCCUACCCAGGUAUGGUCCCUGUUUCCUCCACAUCCGGCCACAGCAUUACCUCCCCAGUCACCCCGGCCUCAGUCCUCAGCUUGGCUCCUGGCCGAGAGUGGGAAAUCGAGAAGGACUUGGAGAGGGAGCGGGACAUCCAGAGAAUACAGGAAAGAGAGAGGGAAAGACAGUGUGAAAGGGAGAACAGUGCGAAGCAGCAACAGCACCAACAACCCCAACAACAACAGCAACACCACCCAUACAUGCCACUUACCCCCGAAGAAGACAUGGAGGUGUCUCACUUUAACAUGCUUCCAAUGGGGGCGAUUAUACCUGGGGCCAAACCAAUGGCACUUUCCCAGCACCGCCACAUCAUCUCUAAGCCCCCGCCUGGCUACCUCAAUCCCCACCUUUCUGUGGUGCGAGGCAUCGGGGUCCCUACUACCCACCUGGCCUUGAACCCCCACCCCCCUCCUUCACCUGUCAUAUUAGGCAUUGACCCAGCAAAUGCUACAGCUGCAGCUGUCAUUGCCACCCCUCAGCUUCCCCCUCUCCCUCCCAUCUCCUCUUCCGACGCAUCCUCCUCUAGAGUAGACAAGGCCCCAGGUGGAUGUUCUUCUAUUGGAGGAAAUGGUGGCGGCGGAGGAUCUGGAUCAGGUUCAACCUUGUCCUCCUCCUCACGUUCCCGCACCCCACUGACAGCCGCCCAACAAAAGUACAAGAAGGGAGAUGUGGUGUGCACGCCAACAGGCAUCCGUAAGAAGUUCAACGGGAAGCAGUGGAGGAGGUUGUGCUCCAGGGAAGGCUGCUCAAAAGAGUCCCAACGCCGAGGAUACUGCUCCAGACACCUCUCAAUGAGGACCAAGGAGAUGGAAGCCAGUGGAGGUGGCCGGGAACGGGGUGGAGCCAGCAGCACAGGGACCUUGACGCCGUCUGACCUCCGAAUGAGCGGUGGGAGAGCUAGCUCAGAGUUUGACUGGGACGAGACGUCACGCGAGAGCAGUGAGGCCAGCAGCCGCGGAGGGGACUCCCGCCCCCGCCUGGUCCUUCCCUCAAUGCUCCCACAGGACCUCUCUCGCUUUGACUUUGACGAGUGUGAGGCAGCGACCAUGCUGGUCUCCCUGGGGGGCUCCCGCUCAGGCACACCCUUAUACUCGCCUAUCUCCAACCAGUCGCCCUUCUCUCCUACUCCGUCACCCUCCCCCUCCCCGCUCCUCGGCUUUCGUCCUGCCAAUUUCAGCCCCAUCACGGCCCCUGGCCCACUCACGCCGCGCCGCCAUCGCCAUCCUAGCGCCACUAAGAUGGGUACACCGGGUGUUGACCGAGAGCGCCACCUAUCGGGGAUUGUGCCCACUUAUCAGACAAAUCUCACUUUCACAGUCCCCAUGAGCCCCAGCAAAAGGAAGCUCGACACCCACCCGCCCCCUCCGCUGCCUGCAAUCCAGGACUACCAGAUCAAACCUGAGCAGCAUCAGCUGGUGGGCAUGAUGGGCGACCCGACCCUGGGCCACAACCCUGCAGGCUUCAGAGUCCUCUCCCCCCAGAGUCAGCCCACAACCCCCUCUUCACUUUCCUUUUCCCGGCCUCGCAGCGCCACCAGCAGGCCACCAUCCUCCGCAGCCUCUACGCCGCCGCCCAUGCUGGUUUCCCCUACCCCGCCCUCCCCACUGCCCCAGGAACCCUCCCCACGCCGCAUUGUGCCGCUCCGGGAUUCCCCAGUCAUCGUCCGCAACCCAGACGUCCCACUGGCCAAGUUCUCUGAUGGCCCAUUGGGGAGGAGAGAGAGGAGCAGGUCCAGAGAGCAAAGCCAGCCCCAACACACAGGUCUCCAGGGCCUCCAGGUGCCCGUCCCCAUCAACGGGGCCACCACCAACGGUGCAGUUCUCCUGCGCAACCCAACAUCCACUCUUGUUCUUGUCACCUCCAGCUCGUCGCUGACUCCAGCCUCAGGGGGCCACACUGUCCUGUCCAGCCCCUCUGCGAUGCCCGCCUCAUCGGUCUCCAUCCUGUCCUCCUCUGGCUCUGGAGGCAGGGAGAGGGAGAGGAAACCGGAGGGCCACCAAGACGCCUCCGGGGGGGGGCUGCCACAGCCGGUAGCCUGUCACCCCACGCCGACCGCCUUGCUGCCACUCAUACUGCCGGCUGAGUCCCCUCACCCUGCUCCGCGCAAGCAAAUCAUCAUGAGACGUCCCGGUACCGUUUGGACCAACGUGGAGCCUCGGUCGGUGCCAGUGUUCCCUUGGCAUUCGCUCGUCCCUUUCCUGGAGCCCAGCCAAUCAGGAGCGGCUGCCCAGCCUGCCGACGGCCAACAGCACGUCAGUCAGAGCAGAGAGCCUCGGUGCGGCGUGGCCCUGGUGAGCGACGGGCGGGCCGGCCCUCCAGACCUGGAGAGGGGAUCCACCUCAUGCCCUGCAGCGACCAAUGACAAUCCUCCUACAGACAGGGGCGGGGCCGACAGCGAGACGGAGAGCGACACCGACGACCCGUUCUCCCCGGGCGUGGCCAACGACGCCACGCCCUCCACUGCCACCCUGAAGAGACGCACGCAGUCCCUCAGCGCCCUGCCCAAGGACGGGGACAGGAAGAGGGAGAAGGACCACAUCCGCAGACCAAUGAACGCGUUCAUGAUCUUCAGCAAGCGCCACCGGGCCCUGGUGCACCAGCGGCAUCCCAACCAAGAUAACCGAACAGUCAGCAAGAUCCUGGGGGAGUGGUGGUACGCUCUGGGGCCCAACGAGAAGCAGCAGUACCACGAUCUGGCCUUCCAGGUGAAGGAGGCCCACUUCAGAGCCCACCCGGACUGGAAGUGGUGCAACAAGGACCGCAGGAAGUCGCUAUCGGAGGGCCGUGUGUUGCCGAAGGAGUCACGGGAGAGGAGCAUGUCGGAAAGCAUAGAUCCCCAUCCAGAGUCCCAGGUGCCGGAGGGGGGGAAAGGUGGAGGCGCGUGCUGGACAAGCGGAUUGGAGCCUCGAGUGGGGCUGUUUGCCGGGCCGCACGCUCGUCCCCGAGCCUUUUCCCAGAGUGCCGUGCACACCCUGGAGCAGAGGGAGAGAGACAUGGAGAAGGAGGAGGGGGCCAGUUUGUUUCGCCGUCAGCCCUCGUCUCAGGUCCUAUAUAAAGGAGGGCUCAGCGAGGAUGUGACCAGUGACGAAGAGCGCAUGGUCAUCUGUGAAGAAGAGGGAGACGACGACGUCAUGGAGGAUUCCUGUCCUGAAGGCUCCAUCGACCUCAAGUGCAAAGAGAGAGUGACGGACAGCGAUGAGGACGAACCAGACGGACAGCACGGCUUCCAGCCAGUGACUCGCUCCUCUGUCCCUUCUUCCUCUCCCUCCACCCCCCACGCCAACUCCACCUCCGCCAAAGAGAACGGAGGAGGAGGAAGUGACGAGGGAUCCGAGAGGAAGAGAAAGAAAGACGAAGGAGAGGAGGGGAGCGAGGGAAGAUCCAAGACGGAAGAAGCUGCUGCAGAUGGAGCAGACGGAGGUGGAGGAGGGGGGCCCUCCUUUGUUUUCGCCGAUAGCUCGCGUUCCAGUGACCAGGCUCCCCUGGUUCUCGGCGGCGUCCCCGCGGCCCCCACAAUGGUGAGCAGUGUGGAGCGACCCGUCGCCAGCCCGCCCGCCCCCAUCACCAGCAAGCCAGCAGGAGGAGCCGUCGCCAGCAACCCCCAGCAUCAGGAUAGGAAAGCCACUCUCCUGUUGGGAGGGUGCGAACCUCAGCAGCUGCCAAUCGCCGUGGGUGGUGGGUACCUGUCCUCAUCCUCCUCCCCUGGUCCAGUCAAUGUAACGCCUGUACGGGGUGGCGACCUGGUCCCUAGCCUAGUUGUGGGAGGGUCCUUUAACCCCGCCCAGCCAUUGCAGCUCCUCAUCCCGCAGCCGCACGCACAAACCCCCCUACCUGUCCUCCAGCCCCUGCUGCACCCCACCGGCUCCACCGCCACUCUCACAGCCACCGUCGCCCCCCAGCUACUAGCGCAGGUGCAGUACAUCCUGCCCACAGAGGGCCCCUCCUCGCCCCAACUCACCCACCAGCAAAUUGUCUCGUUGCCCACCAAAACCGCCAUGGCCAAUGGCAUGCACUCAGGGGCGGGCAUCAGAGUGGCAUCAGUCAGCCCCGGAAACAGAGUCCAAACCCAGUCGCCAGUCUUGCAGAGCAAGAUGUUGGUUCCCAUGGCAACAGUGAGAACAGGGUCUACUCCUCCUCAUCCCUCCAUUUCUUUGGGAGCACCUCCUCUUCCUGUGCAGAACAGCUCUGUGACAGGAAACAAGAUCAUCCAGAUUGCUCCAAUGCCUGUGAUCCAGACCAACGUUCCCCCGUACGUGGCAGCAGCGGUGCAUCCUGGGAGCCCCUUUCCUGUUUCCAUGGCAACAGUUAUGGCUCCCGGUGGUGCGCCCCCACAGACCGUUCUUCUGACCUCUCCACCCACCAGGAUCACCUACGUCCAGGCCGGCCCGGGAGUUAACACGACGACACCCAAACAUGCCGCGCCUGCUCCGGGCGCUACCUAUCUCCCGUCGUCCCUGGCAGCGCUGGGCUUCACCGCCGUAGCCCCUGCAGGGCAAACCCUGAUUCAGCCCCUGUUAGCCUCGCCCCCGAGCAGUCAAUCUCAGAUCCCUCCAGGUCAGGCCUCGGGAGCCGCUGGUAGUCAGGUGCUUAAUGCCAUCCACCCUCCAUCAACCGUUACGUUGCCCGCUGGCAUGGUCUCCAUGACAACUGCGCCACCCGCACUGGCCAGCCGGGACGUGAUCAGCCACCCUCCGUCUCCAUUGGCGACAGGGGUGCAGGGCUCAGCGCCAUUGACCCGUCUGCCUGUUGCGUCAGUGGAGGUGAAGGUGGAGGUGAAAAGGGAGAACCUGACGGAUGGUGCGACUGAGGACGGGUGGUCGAGCUGUGCUGCCAGCUCCUCGUUUACCAACUGUGCGAUUAAUGUUGCAGCAGUUAAAAAAGAGGAGGACUUUGGUCUUCAGAUCAAAGAAGAAAACCUCAGAGAUGAACACAGCGGAGAGAAUCAAAGCGACUUGGACAGGGAACAAGAGAGAGGGCUGAAAGAGAGCAGGGAGAAGAAGGGAGGCAGGGAGACAGAGAGAAAGGACCAGAGCAUGGACCACAGCAGCAAAGAGGCCGGACCUCAUACCCCUCCUCCGCCACCCCCGGGUUUGGACCCCCCUCCCCCUCCUGCUGCGGAAAGAGAGCCCUCCUCUUCCUCGAAGAAGACCAAAUUCCGACCCCCGCCACUCAAGAAAACACCCGACUCUCUCGAGUCUCCCAAGGUCCUGUCGGAGUCGUACUUUGAGGAGCGUAUUGCUGAGCUUCCAGCGUUCAACCCGGAGGAGGUUCUGCCCUCGCCCACUCUGCAGAGUCUGGCCACCUCGCCAAGAGUCAUCCUGGAUAGCUACCGCAAGAAGGCACGCAACUCCACCGAGCCGGAGCCGCCGGAAGAACCCAGCUCCCCGAGGAGGAAGACCCGUCGUCUCUCCAGCUGCAGCUCCGAGCCCAACACCCCCAAGAGCGCCGCCAAGUGCGAGGGAGAGAUCUUCACCUUUGACCGAGCGGGUACGACGGGUACAGAGGGAGAAGAUCUUCUCGGAGACCCUGACCGGGUCUCCUACUCGUCUCUGCGCAGAACCCUGGAUCAGCGCCGGGCCCUGGUCAUGCAGCUGUUUCAAGAACAUGGCUUCUUUCCCUCAGCUCAGGCCACCGCCGCCUUCCAGGCGCGCUACUCGGACACCUUCCCCACUAAGGUGUGUCUGCAGCUGAAGAUCCGCGAAGUCCGUCAGAAGAUCAUGCAGACGACCACGCCCGGAACUUUUGAGCCGGGAGUGUUGGGUGGGUUAGCCGAGGCCGGCCCCGCCCCGUCCCACAGCUCGUCCUUCAAUCACUCGGUCCGGGAGGACGGAGGGCCGGAGCAGCAAGGAGACAAAGCCUGGAGCCCCGAGGACCCGAAAAGAGAGAUGUCCUAAACUGGACGGGAUGACAGAAAUAAAAAAAUUAAGGAAGAGAGAGAAGAAUGUUCAGUCAGGCAGGAUCCGUUCUGCCGGCACUCAUCUCCAUCAGACCUGGGCAAGAAUUACGUCUGACUUGAGGAGCGCUUGAUUUGUCUAAUCAGACCCCUUUUCUACUUUAAAAGUGGACAAGUCCCGACGAGUCAAGUGCUUCUUCCGCCCCGCCUCCAAUAUUUCCAGUUACCACUCUGCCCAGGUCUGCGUUCAGCACAUUUGUUCAGUAGUUUGAUACACACACAAACUUUGUGGGGCACACUCACUAUGUCUCCGGCAUACACACACACACACACACAAACUGUGCUGCAUAUGUAAUCUCCAGCAUGCACAUGAUCCUACAUACACACACACACACACACACACACACACACACACACCCUUACCAAAUCAGACUGUUACUCUUGGAUGGCGGUCCCUGGGAGGAGCUACCAAGGAUCAUGACCCACAAAGGCACUUUGUCACUUACUGUGCAGAUGCAGUUUGCUGUUGCCAGCCAGCCAGCCGGCCCUCAGAUGCCAUUGACGUGACCUCCUUCUCGCCCCUUCCACUCCUCAGCACAGUGGUCGGGACACAAACACAACCCCAACGACCUCCACUGAUAUUCCACGGCCCCUCGAUGCUGCAAGACAGACAGCACAUGCAAACAUAAAUAGCACACACACACACACACAAACAUGGACACACCUGUGCAGUGUGAACACUCGUACACAAACAAUGUCAAAUCUGGUCUAACCAAGCCAUUGGCCUGCACAGUUUUUAGUGAAUGUAGUGAAAAGAAAGCGUGAAAUCAUUUUGCUCCUGGAAAAAGAAGAAAGGAAGGCAGGAGUUUGGAUGUAGUGUGACCAAUCUUUGCACCUUCAGUUAUUGCCAUUAUGAAAGACUGAGUCCCAGCUGACUCUAUAUGUCUGUAUGUCUGUUGGGGUCGCCGCCCCGGAAAAGAAGCCUGUGCAAACAGGCAGCGUAAAGAGAUUAUGUAAAGAGACUAUUGGUUGUGAGGCUUUGAAGAAUCUAUGUUGAAGUUUGACACUGACUGACCGGCUCCAGGCAGAGAACAGAGAAAAAGGGGAGAAGAAGAACGGUGGACGAUGCUCAUGGAUGGAAGAUUCAUAUUCCAACGAUAGGAAGACAAGAUAAUAAUAGCGAAUAAGGACAACAACUUGAUAGAGAGAGAAAAUGUAGAAUUCCAACCAAACUUCUCUGAAUCUCCUAGUGGAUAUAAUGUUGCUUUCUCUCGUUAUUGUUGCCGUGGAAAUAACACGUUAUACCGUGGCCUGUUUUCUCUCUUGUGGCUCUAUUGUAUUUCUUCUCAAGCAUAAAAAAAAAAAAAAAAACACAAAAAAAUCAAACUCUGGACAAAAAAGGGGACAAAAUCAGUCAGCGCCCCACCCUACUUUUAAUUGUACCUGGGGCGGGUCUCUGCCUCUCCCCCCCUUCCCUUUCCCUCAUUCCCUCCACUUCGAUUGUCACCAGACACAGAAGUGGGGGGAUUUGUGGUUUUGUAAAAACGUUGAAAUCAGGUGUUUGCACAAUUUGUGCGGCCCGUCUCGCCGCAAGUUAAAUCAGGAAAGUAUUGUUUUAGGGAUUGUUUUAGUAGAAAAAAAAAUAAUAACCUUGUUCCGUACGUUAUCAACCAACUUAUUCCUCUUCUUGUCCCCCCCCCCCCUCCCCCCCGCCUCCUCCUCACCCUUCUCUUUCAACUCUCAUCCCCUCAUUCCUCUUCUUUACCUCGGGCCCUCAAGUGUUGUUAGAAAGUGCCCUUAAGCACUGGUCCCGGGUCAAGCGCUAUGUAGCUCAGGAUGGUUCUGGCUAGGUUUUGUUCAGGGAAAGCAGAUCCUAGACCAGCCCUGGAGGGCAGUCUCUGGAGCCCUCCCCUCUUCCCUCUCUUCUCGACACUUUAUCCUUUCCCCUCAAAUGGUGCAAUAGGACAUUUAUUUUAUUAUUCUUUUUGGAAAUCGGGUGGGUUAUUUUGUUUUCGGGGGGAGGGCUCUGUGCCAUAGAUAUUAAAUCCAAUGCAGUCAGUCAGUGAGAGGAAUGAGCUGUUGUGAUACUGUCUUCAACUAUGGUAUGAAACAAAAACAAAAAAGAAUCACACAAUUAUUGUUAUCGUUGAAGAGAUAGAGAGUAUAACUUACUAAAAGUCAAAGACAAUUUUUGAAUAGCACUUUUUGGCUCUUUGCCUCCUCGGCAGAGAGCGGGGGCUAGUGAUUAUUAUGGGUAUCUCUAUUAUUUCUCUGUAUACAGUUGGAUGUGUGAAGAAAAAAAAAAAAAUAUAUAUAUACCGGUAUUUCCAUAUAUGUGCAUUUAGGUCUGUGUUUGGGUGUGUGUAUGUUUUGGCACAUGCAGGUAGCGUGUUAACACGACCAACCUCUUGCUUUUUCUCCACACAGCCACAUUAACAAUAGUAUAUUUUUCAUCAUAUUCUACAUUCUAUAUUCUACUCUAGAGACCGUAUUUUUAUAGUCACCAUGACUAUUUUGUCCAGCAUCUUGACUGUUAUCAAACCCAGUUGAUUCAGGAUAUAUAAUAAAUAUAUAUUCACUAUAUACAAUAUAUAAAUAUAUACGAAUACACACAGGUAAUAGAGGACUAUUAGUUGACAUCUCUUUGGGGUUAGGGCUAUAAAGUGUCCGUCUGCAUGCAUGUGCAAUCACAUGCACGCAUGCACACACCCGCACAGACAUAUGUGCAUCCACACACAUGUAUGUGUGUACACUGUAUGAUUGUGCUUAAAAAUAAACUGUCCUUACUUUGGAGAAGGAAAUUUAGGAUGAGCAAGGAGUGUUAUGUCAUAAGAAGGCAUGUUGACCAUGUGCAAUAUUUCUAAACAACAACAAAAAAACGACUAAAUAUUGAAAAUAUUAAAGUUCUAACACAAUG